UGAAGUUUUUGGGGAAUUGGUUUAAAGAGUGAUGGAACUGCCUGCUUUACCAGCGGAAUCCCAUUCACUGCCAAUACUGAUUUCUGCGAGUUCUUCCAUCCGGUUUCCUACAAUCGGCCCUCCAGUUUCUUUAUAACGACUGUUUGUUUAAUAUUUCAUCACCAAGUGUGAAUGCGGCCCUCCUAUUGCCAUUCCUUACUUCCUUCGGCUUCUAAAUCCGGCUUGUUGCACCCUCGAUUCCACCAUCCUAUCCCAACCGGGCUUGAGUAACAGCAAUACCAUGGAGAGCACGACUGGAGUCCCACGAGAAGAAGUUCUGGCAAACAUUGCACCAGAAGAAAACCAGCAGAGCCAUGAUACUUACAGUAAAGAGAUUUCUAUACGGAGCGCGACAACAUGGGACUGGAAAGAAGACAAGCAUAACCCUUACAAUUGGUCGAAACAGAGAAAGAACAUUCAGCUUGUGACUAUGAUGUCCAUAGCCUUCACAUGGUACGUUCGACAGCACCCCGAUAUUCCGAGUGUGUCUUUUCCCUCCCUAUAUUACCCUGAAGUUCGAGUAGUUCUGCAUAAACAAGUUAUCAUUCUUUGCAGUUAUUCGUGCUUGCUUUCUCAUGAACAUGUUACUCUGCAGUUCCUGAUGGGCAGCAUUCGUAUCGUGGUAGCGAGUGAACUAUCUUCCAUUAUAUUAGUUUCACUGGGCAGCAUCUUACUGACUUGGGCGCAGCUCUUUAGGUACAUCAAUUAUCAGUCCAGCACAUCAGCAGUUGAUGCAAGAGUUUUCCGUUUCGAGCACCGUGGCAUUCUUACCCUUAUCACUCUACGUAUUUGCUCUUGGGCUAGGCCCGAUCUUCGGAGGUCCGCUCUCGGAAGUUGCUGGCAGACAAGCUGUAUUCACCAUAGCCGUCUCACUUGGUGGACUCUUCGCUCUUGGCUCUGGUCUGACCCAUAGCUUCGCUGGCUUAUGUAUCAUGAGAUUUCUCUCUGGAUUCUUCUAUGGACCUAGCUUAGCUAUUGGUUCAGGAGUACUACAGGAAACGUAUCUGCCUAUUGAGCGAGGACGCCCUGCAGCUCUGUUCAUACUCAGCCCUUUUCUGGGCCCUG
Messenger RNA from Truncatella angustata, 1104 nucleotides. RefSeq lists its product as uncharacterized. The transcript has a single exon. NCBI's taxonomy places the organism in Eukaryota, Fungi, Ascomycota, Sordariomycetes, Amphisphaeriales, Sporocadaceae. The record is from RefSeq and is a predicted model, not a curated record. Bases 281 to 952 code for a protein of 223 amino acids.